Molecule: messenger RNA, 1099 nt
Organism: Odobenus rosmarus divergens (Pacific walrus)
Lineage: Eukaryota; Metazoa; Chordata; Mammalia; Carnivora; Odobenidae
Gene: ANKRD9
Product: ankyrin repeat domain 9
Exons: 1
Coding region: 51-1001 (316 amino acids)
Molecular function (GO): protein binding
Source: RefSeq, a predicted model, not a curated record
AGCCGCCAGGCCCAUGCUGUGAGGCCCGGAGGCGCCCCGCCGCCACCAGCAUGCCUUGGGACGCAAGGCGGCCCGGGGGCGGCGCGGACGGCGGGCCCGAGGGCGCGGGCGCGGCGCGCUCCCGGGCGCAGAAGCAGUGUCGCAAGUCGUCGUUCGCCUUCUACCAGGCCGUUCGCGACCUGCUGCCCGUGUGGCUGCUCGAGGACAUGCGCGCCAGCGAGGCCUUCCAUUGGGACGAGCGCGGCCGCGCCGCCGCCUACUCGCCCUCCGAGGCGCUUCUCUACGCGCUCGUGCACGACCACCAGGCGUACGCGCACUACCUGCUGGCCACGUUCCCGCGCCGCGCGCUCGCGCCGCCCAGCGCCGGCUUCCGCUGCUGCGCCGCGCCCGGACCGCACGUGGCGCUGGCCGUGCGCUACAACCGCGUGGGCAUCCUGCGCCGCAUCCUGCGCACCGUGCGCGACUUCCCGCCCGAGGAGCGCGCGCGCGUGCUCGACCGGCGCGGCUGCAGCCGCGUGGAGGGCGGUGGCACGGCGCUGCACGUGGCCUGCGAGCUGGCGCGCCCCGAGUGCCUCUUCCUGCUGCUCGGCCACGGCGCGUCGCCCGGCCUGCACGACGGCGGCGGCCUGACGCCGCUGGAGCUGCUGCUGCGCCAGCUGGGCCGCGACGCCGGGGCCACCAACCACGCCUCCGGGGCGCCCACCGCUCCUGGGGAGCCACGCCAGCGCCGCCUGCUGCUGCUCGACCUGCUGGCGCUGUACGCGCCCACCGGCGCCGCCGGUCCCGCCCGCCGAGAGCUGCUGGGCGACCGGCCGCGCUGGCAGCGGCUGCUGGGCGAGGACAAGUUCCAGUGGCUGGCGGGCCUGGCGCCGCCCUCGCUCUUCGUGCGCGCUAUGCAGGUGCUGGUCACCGCCAUCUCGCCCGGACGCUUCCCCGAGGCCCUGGACGAGCUGCCGCUGCCGCCCUUCCUGCAGCCGCUGGACCUCUCGGGCAACGGCUAGACCCUGGGGGGGGGGUCCCCCUGGGCGCUGGAUUUUUGGAAAAUCUAUUUUUCAGAGCGUUGUACCCAGCACUUUACAUAUAUUGAUCUCUGUACGGG